UGGGAGGCGGUCUAUCCUCAUUUGGUCGUACCUGCAGCUGGGCAUUCUGGGUUGUAGCUCCGCCCUCUCCCCUUCAUACACCGCCUACUGCAUUUUUAGGUUCCUGAGUGGGAUGGCGGUGUCUGGCAUCAUCCUGAAUGCAGUCUCACUGAAGGUGGAGUGGAUCCCGACCAGAGAGAGGACAUUAGUGGGCACGCUCACCUCCUUCUCCUUCACCUUUGGUCAGAUGAUCCUGGCGGGGCUUGCCUAUUGGCUGAGAGACUGGAGGAAGCUGCAGGUGGUCGUCUGCGCCCCCCAGUUCCUGUUCUUCGCCUACAGCUGGUGGUACUCUGAGUCAGCUCGCUGGUUGGUUCUGAACCGCCGGUCUGAGGAGGCAUUAAAGAGUCUUCACCGAGUCGCUCGAAUCAACGGAAAACCAGAGAUGGUCGACAAGUUAACCCUGGAGGUUCUGAACUCCCACAUGAGGAAAGAGAUUGAGUCGAGUGGUUCUUCGUUAACGGCGUACGACCUGCUGAGGACCCGAGGGAUGAGACGAAUCUCCAUCUGCCUCGUCGUUGUCUGGUUCUCCACCAGUUUUGCGUACUACGGUUUGGCGAUGGACCUGCAGAAGUUUGGGGUUAGUAUCUACCUUAUGCAGAUCAUCUUUGGAGCCGUCGAUAUUCCAGCCAAACUGUUGGCUCUGGCCAUGCUCACUUACCUGGGGAGGAGGGUCUCCCAGGCAACCUGUCUAUUCCUGUCGGCACUUAUCAUCUUUGCCAACAUCUUCGUCCCCACAGACUUGCAGACGGUCAGGACGGUGUUGGCGUGUCUCGGUAAAGGUUUCACCUCGGCCUCCUUCACCACCGUGUACCUGUACACCGGAGAGCUGUACCCCACCGUCAUCAGGCAGACUGGGAUGGGCUUCGUGUCCACCAUGGCGAGAGCCGGCAGCAUGGCAGCGCCCGCCGUCCUCAUCCUGGACGAGGUACUCCCUGCUCUGCCCAGCGUGGUGUACGGCGGCGCGGCGGUGUUGGCCGCCGGCUUCGCCUGCUUCCUGCCGGAGACGCUGAACAUGCCCCUCCCCGACACCAUCGAAGACGUGGAGCAGAAAUGGUCUGGAACAAGCCCCGCCCCCCCGCAAGAAGAGGGCGUGGCUCUAAACGAGGGCAUGGCUCGGAAAUAGGGCGUGGCUCUGGACGAGGGCGUGGCUCUGAA
Sander lucioperca (pikeperch) is the source of this 1194-nucleotide messenger RNA. Its product is annotated as solute carrier family 22 member 6-like. Gene Ontology annotation, biological process: transmembrane transport. Gene Ontology annotation, molecular function: transmembrane transporter activity. The transcript has 10 exons. Gene Ontology annotation, cellular component: membrane. Lineage: Eukaryota; Metazoa; Chordata; Actinopteri; Perciformes; Percidae. The record is from RefSeq and is a predicted model, not a curated record. The coding region runs from base 113 to 1162 and encodes 349 amino acids.